Molecule: messenger RNA, 1662 nt
Organism: Ziziphus jujuba (common jujube)
Lineage: Eukaryota; Viridiplantae; Streptophyta; Magnoliopsida; Rosales; Rhamnaceae
Product: E3 ubiquitin-protein ligase PUB24
Exons: 2
Coding region: 205-1431 (408 amino acids)
Biological process (GO): protein ubiquitination
Molecular function (GO): ubiquitin protein ligase activity
Source: RefSeq, a predicted model, not a curated record
AUAAUACCUCGGCCGCAUUCUCUUACCAACACAUUUUCUUCUCUCCUUUCCAUACAUAUCUAUCUGUGCUUCUGCUAACAAAUCCAUAUCCAUCUCCCACUUGAUCAAAACCCCCUAUUAACUCCUCUCUCUCUCUCUCUCUCUCUCUCUCUCUCUCUCUCUCUUAACCUUUUACCAUAUUCUCUCAUCAUUUACCUUUUUCCAAUGGAUGAUAUCGAAAUACCUCAGUAUUUCGUUUGUCCUAUAUCCCUUCAUAUCAUGAAAGAUCCCGUAACCGCGAUAACCGGCAUCACAUACGAUCGGGAGUGUAUCGAACACUGGUUAUUCUGCGGCAAGAACACUACAUGCCCUGUCACCAAACUGCCUUUGCCCAGAGACUCCGACUUGACUCCAAACCAUACUUUGAGACGUUUGAUUCAGGCGUGGUGCACCGACAAUGCUUCACAUGGCAUUGAUCGGAUUCCAACUCCUAAACCUCCUUUAAGCAAAGCCCAAAUCGUUAAGAUGCUCAAGGACCUAUGGAACCCUCAGUUUCAAUCCAAAAUUUUGAGCCAGCUAGAACUCAUCGCCGCCGAAAACGAAAGGAACAGGAAAUACAUGGUUGAAGCUGGAGUUCCCAGAGCUAUGUUGUUGUUUCUUUUGAAUAAUUGCUUCAAGAAAAGCCAAACGGAUGGUCUGGAAGAAGCUGUUAGUAUACUUUCAUUCAUUGGGAUUUCUUCUUCCGAAAUAAAACAGAUUUUGAUGGAGAACGAACAGAUUUUGGAUACUCUAACAUGGGUUUUGAGCUGCAGCAUGGGAAAUGAUCAUUUUUCUGUGAAAACACAUGCUCUGUUGGUAUGGAAAUCGAUAGUCGAAAAGGCGAAUUCGAGUGUUUUUGGUAGGCUGAAACCCGAAUUCUUCAAGCUAAUCGUUGGGAUUCUGAAAAACAAUGAAAGAAGUAGUACACCACAAGAGAUCAAUGCGGCUUUGCACAUCAUGUUGGAUACUUGUCCUUGGGGAAGAAACAGAAUAAAGAUGAUCGAAGCCGGAGCCGUAUUCGAGCUGAUCCAAUACGGAUUCGGAGUAACCGAAAGGAAGACCACUGAAUUGGUUUUCGGAAUACUGUUCCAUAUGUGUUCUUGUGCGGAUGGUAGAGCUCAGUUUCUUAGUCACAAAGCAAGCAUUUUCUUGGUUUCGAAGAAGAUUCUGAGAGUUUCACCAGCUGUUGAUGAUAGAGCGGUGAUGAUUCUGUCACUGGUAUGUAAAUACUCGGCCACGAAUACGAUGCUUCAAGAAAUGGUGGAGGUUGGAGUUGUGCAAAGGCUUUGCACUUUGUUUCAGGUUAACUGCGCUUCGUAUUUGAAAGACAAAGCAAGGGAAAUUCUGAGAUCGCAUUCGGGGGACUGGAAAAAAUCUCCCUGCAUAGAUGGAGCGAGAUCUCAGGCUGUUUAAUAUAAUAUAUUGAAUUAAUUAGUAUUUGGAAGGAAAAUUUUUGUUGUUUAUACAAAAUAAUUAAAGAGAAGCUUUCUGUUCAAUAUGUGUAUACUGUGUGUAUAUAUAUAUAUAUAAUUUUUUUUUGUCCUCGGAAAUGAUGCCUCGAGGUAUACGUAUUUCUUUUUUAUGCUAUAUAUUCAUGCUUGUUUUGUACAUCUAUAUACUUUUGGCAUGAACAAAAUAAAUGAA